Messenger RNA from Artibeus jamaicensis (Jamaican fruit-eating bat), 1128 nucleotides. RefSeq names its product membrane-spanning 4-domains subfamily A member 8-like. Lineage: Eukaryota; Metazoa; Chordata; Mammalia; Chiroptera; Phyllostomidae. The record is from RefSeq and is a predicted model, not a curated record. Gene Ontology annotation, biological process: cell surface receptor signaling pathway. Gene Ontology annotation, cellular component: plasma membrane. The coding region runs from base 138 to 785 and encodes 215 amino acids. The transcript has 7 exons.
UUUUUUUUUAACUUAUCUCCCAUCUGUACCUGGUACAUUGAACCCAGUGUGCUUAUUCUUCAGGGAAAACAAGUUGCCCAAACGAAGCACUGGGGAAAAGUAGCAAGGGAGACUGAGCUGCAGGCUGAACAACCAGCAUGAAUUCAAUGACUUCAGUGACCCUGUAUCCACACAACCAGCCCCAAGUCAACCUAAGUCCUGGGAACCAACCUGCCUUGCAGACACCUGAGAGUGCACCACCAGCCCAGAGAAUCUUCAAAGAGGGCAAAACCUUAGGGGCCCUCCAGAUCCUGAUUGGGCUGCUACACUUCGGCCUUGGCAGCAUCCUGGGGACCACCAUAUUUUGGGGCUAUGAAGCUGUCUCCUUUGUUAUAGGCUGUGCCUUCUGGGGCGGUAUUUCGUUCAUCAUUUCAGGAUCCCUGUCAGUGGCAUCAGAAAAGCAGCCAAAUUCUCCUUGCGUGCUGAAGGGCGGCGUGGGCAUGAACAUCCUCAGUGCGAUCUUUUCUGUGUUGGGAAUCUGUGCCUACAUCGUAGAUAUGUGUGUCAACUCCAGAUUUAUUGACUCCGACAGGAGAAUGAUCCCUGGCAAAACUACUUCUGGCAUGCUGCUCGUCUUCAGCCUCCUGGAGCUCUUCAUUGCCUCCACGUGUGCCCACUUUGGCUGCCAACUGGUCUCCUAUGACACCGUGGUCUACCAAACUGUCUACGUGUCAAACCAAGUGCCCAACCCAGAACCAGUGAACUCGCCACCAUCAUAUUCCAGUGAGAUGCAGCACUCCAAAUAAGCCAAAGGCUCUGGAAGCAUCUUCCCUUUUUUGCGCUAUUAACACUUAGCUUUUUCUUUCUCUUACAAACUAAGCAACAUGUCUGUCCAACUGCAUGCACCCUAGACUCCAUUCACUUCAGCCUGGUAAAUUGUCUGCACCUCUAUUAAACAGGAGACAGGAAUUGCAAGUGGAUUUUAGCAAAAGGGUCCUCCCUAGGGCAGCCAUGUGUGUGGACAUCACGUGCAUGUAUUUCAUGUGCUUACCUGUGUGGGCUUAGGAGUUAGAGGAAUAAAUGUCUAAACAGCCCAAGCUUUGUUCUUUCAAUCAUUCACUCAUUGAAUAAAUAUGCACCAAGACUUGA